GCCCAGGCCCAGGGAGGGCGAGGGGCGAAGGGUCCCGGGGCUUGCGGCUCUUCUCUGCUGCUCACCGCUUGAAGAACCUGGACGCUGAUUAGGCCUCAGUUGCUUGUCCUGUUAAGUGGGGAGGCGCGGUAAUAACCUGUCGUCUAGGACCCUGGGGAAGCUUCCUUGAGCUCAUGCUCUUCUGAGGUCGCGGCGCUUCCUGGUUUCCAUUCUUUGCACAGAUUCCGUAUGGGCACCUCAUCCUCUCACAGCAAGAUUAGGCGCUUGCCAGCUUCCAAGUUCCCUACAAAGUGCAUUAAUUCAUCUAAUUCCUCAUAACUUAGUGUUACUAUAUCCUUUCUAAUUUGCAAUUAAGAAAGAUUACUUGAGACUGGGGAGGCAAAGAAGGGCUUAUGGGCCAGAACAAAAUUUAAUGAAUUUAAUAUGACAUGAUGUUUAAAGUCUGUUGUAAUAAUAGGUGAUCAGGUUCCAGCGAUUUACAAAACAGACUUAGAUUCUGAAGUCAGAGAGCUGGGUUGAAAUUCUGGUUCCAUCACUUAUUAGCUGUGUGAUCUUGGGCAAGUGACAUAACCUCCCUAUUUCUGCUUUUGGAAAAUAGGGGUACUAAUAAUAAGGUCAGAUCUCAGAGUUGUUUAUGAGGAUUAAAUGAAGCGAUACAAUUUAAAAUGGUCACAAAGACUGACCACAUUGUAAAAUAUUAAUAAUUUUUAGGUAUUGUUAUUUUUAAUAAAAGAUCAGAAUAUUGGAAGUUUGAACAAUCAUUUGGACUCAAACUUAUAGAUAUCAGUAGAAUUUAAUAUUGUCUUAAUUGUUGUAAAAUGUCUCAACAUUGUAGUAAUUUGUCCUAAACUAAGCCAAAGUGAGCACUGAAUAGAGGAUUGUUGGUCACAUUGCAAAAGAAAAAAAUGGAAGACCUGUCUGAUGCUGCCGCUUUUGCGACUAGACUUAAAAACACUCUUAUCCAGUACCAUAGCAUUGAAGAUGAUAAAUGGCGAGUUGCUAAGAAAACGAAAGAUGUCACAAUUUGGAGAAAACCUUCAGAAGAAUUUAAUGGAUAUCUCUUUAAAGCCCAAGGUAUCGUAGAUGAUGUUGUAAAUAGUGUCAUAAACCAUAUACGCCCAGGGCCCUGUCGUGUGGAUUGGGACAGCUUAAUGACUUCCUUGGAUAUUUUAGAGCAAUUUGAAGAGAAUUGUUGUGUGAUGCGUUAUACUACUGCUGGUCAGCUUUGGAAUAUAAUUUCUCCAAGAGAGUUUGUUGAUUUCUCCUAUACUGUGGGCUAUAAAGAGGGACUUUUAUCCUGUGGCAUAAGUCUUGACUGGAAUGAAAACAGACCGGAAUUUGUGCGUGGCUUUAACUAUCCCUGUGGCUGGUUUUGUGUACCACUUAAAGACAAUCCAAACCAGAGUCUUUUAACAGGCUAUAUUCAGACAGAUCUACGUGGGAUGGUUCCUCAGUCUGCAGUGGAUACAGCCAUGGCAAGCACUUUAAUCAGCUUCUAUGAUGAUUUACGAAAAACCUUACAAAAGGCGUAAUACAUCAAACUUGUAUUUAGCUAUAAAAAAAAUCAUCCUUUCCUCUCUUCUCAUAGCCUCUAGAAAAAUUUGGGAUGUUUUUGAUUUAUUUUAUCCUAAAGUAAGUAGCUAUAUAAGAGAGGGCAUUUCAGUUUUGCAAACAUUUAUUUGCACAUUGUUUUGUAUGGCAUUGUGUCCAGGAAUGGAGAGUAUGACAGAAAUCACAAGGAGUAGAUAUAGUUCUGUAACACAAACACGUAAGAACUUGAAUAGUGCCUCGGUAUGAAUAUUUUGGCUGCUGGGAAAUUAGAGAAAAUACAGCUUCAUUCUUUGGGGUUAAGUAAUCUACUUAGCUUUAUAAACAUUUUGUAAAUAUUUUAAUUUUCUUGGAGGGUAUUAGUGCUCUACUUGUGGUAUGCUCUAUGAGUUUGCCAAUAUCUUAAACUGAGAAAGAAAUCUCUACUCUAUAUUUUAUAAAAAUAAAUUUCAUUGUCCAUUGAGUUAUACUACUUUAAGUAUUGAAAAGACCAGGAAUAAGAACAGAAUAGAUAUUAUAGUAAUUUCAGGUACAAUUCAAAUGCAACUCAGAUUUGAUACCUAGAAAGAAUUAUUUUGUGAAUAUAUUUUUAAAAUAUAUUUGUAUCUUUUGUGAAUUUAAUUUGAGAGUCUUAAGAGCAUUUAUGCAUGAAUAAGACUGUAUGGAAAAUGGCCAAAUAUGUGCUGGAGUCACCACAUUGAUUAUGAUGUAGUCUGGGUUGUGUAAAAGGAAAAUAAUCACUUUAGAAAAUCACAUUCAAUGACUGUUCUAUGCAUGUGUCAGUUUUAAAGGUAUCUCUCAAUUUGCAAAAUAUCACUACCUACUUCAUAAACUUUCACAAUUGUUUUAUAAUUUCAGUCUGGAAUUAUAAAAAUGCACUUGUAGAUGUAUCCAAAUGCCUAACUAGAGUGAGUCUUUUCUUACUAGAAUGGACUCAUAAUAAGUCCUCUGAUUCUAUGGCUGCCUUAAAUGAACAUUCCUAAAUGAUUUUAUCAUUCCGAGAAUUCUCUUGACUUUUGAACUAACCACCCGGUUUACCUCUAAAAUGAGAACUUGAGGCAAUGGUAUGUGUAUGCAAAUUUUUGUAGGGAUUUAUGUUGGUGUACAUACAUACAUAUUGAAAUUUGUUUCAAUGUUCUAUGUGAGUUCAUUUUGUGUUAAUCAAUAUUAUUGGUUUUCCAUUGAUUUUUUUUUUGUUAAUAUGGGUGAAAGUGAUAUUUAUGUGUUGAGCUACAAAAAGCACAAGAAUGCAUCAUGAUCAAGUGCAUGAAAAUAACUUAUUUCAAGAACUGACAAUGUACAAAUUAUAUUAUAUUCUUACCUUGCCAAUAGCCUUUUCUGAAUUGACUAUAACUUUUGAGUUGCUGGAUUUCUCUGCUGCUUUUUUUUCUUUUGCAAUAGGGAAAGAAAACUUGGUAGUUUAGCUUUCAGUUUCCCAUUGAAAUUGUUAAAUGUUGAUUUUGACUUCAUAUAUAUUUUUCAAUUGAUCUUAUUAGGGUGGUAUUGGAGUUCUCUUAUAUUCCAGUAUUUGUUUAGAAUGGUGAAAUACCAGCAGAUGCCCAAAUAGAGGGUAAUCAGAUUGAGUAAAGAAUUUCUGACAAAGUUUUGCAUUAUACAAGGGCUGUUGUUGCCUAAGCUGGGUGCCCCUAAAGGCAAAUAAAUUGUCUAACUUAGUACUCUAAUGCUCCCUUUGUCAUUUUCAAACUGUACCUCCAAUUAAUGAUUACAUAUACACUGUUGAAUGUAACCCACUACAGGUAAAAUGGACAUUAUGGGGAAAAAAAAUCUCUGUUGCACUAUUAAGUCACAUUAAAAAAUAUAUUUGAAUUACCUGAAAUUUAUAUGCAGCUUUAGAUGGCUAUUUAGAUGUGCUGAACUAUAGUGUGUACUUUAAAAUUCAACAAAGCAAAAAACAACCCAGCUUUACUGAGGUAUAAUUUACAUGCUGUACAUCUUACUAGUUGUAAGUAUACAAUCCAGUUACUCCUGAAUACAUGUAUAGUUAUACAGCCAUCACUACAAUCCAGUUUUAGAAAAUUUCUAUUACCCAAUUAGAUCCAGUUGCCUGUUUGCAAUCAUACUUAACCAAAGUUUAGCACACUUGCCAGUAUAUAGCACAUGAAGAAAAUGAUUAGAGUAGGUUUUAUUUGGUUUUGUUUUUAAGAAUAAAAAUAUAUUUGAUUCUAAGCUCAGGAACCUUGUAUAUUAUAAUAUAUAUUAAGUAUAUUGUCUCAAAUACCAUACUGAUAGAAAACUUUAACAGUGUGAUUUGGGAUUAAUAUUAAUAUGUAAUUGAGUCAGCUACUUCUCCAGCAGUGCUGAAUAAUAGAAAAAUAAUAUGAGCCUUUUGUGCACUUUUUAAUUUUCUAGCAGUCACAUUAAAAAUAAGUAUCUUAAGUUAAUUUGAAUAUGUCAAUUUAACUUAAUAUAUAUAAGAUAUUACAUUUCAACAUGUAAUCAAUGUAAAAAAUCAUUAAGAUUGCUUGCAUUCUUUUUUGUACUAAUUCUUUGAAAUCUAUGUAUUUGACUAAUUUAGGGUAACCACAUUUUAAGUGUUCAUUAUUCACAUGAAGCCAGUGUAUGUAUUAAUAGCACAGUUCUAUACUAUAUGUAUUGUCUUUCUAUAAUAUGAAGUAAAGAAUUUUAUGGGAUUACUUUUUUUUUUUUUUAAGAUUUAUUUUUAUUUAUUUAUACAAGCACUGGGUACAGUCAGAAGCGCGGGAUGGGGAGAGAAUUCACCAGAGCCAGAGCGGGGAGCGGAACAGGCAGAAGGACCGAAGUACAAUGCUGAGGGGAGAAGCAGGCAGGCAAGAGAGGUCUGCACGCCAUGUGGGACCCUCGCCGGCGGCUGAGGAUCGAACCGGUGCUGCAGAGGCUCGCAACCCAGUGCUCAACCACUGCGCCACCGGGGAGGCCCGGUAUUACUCUUUUAAAUGCAAAAUAUCUUCUCUGGAGCCUUCCAUGCUGCCUAAACUAAACAGAAAUAUAUCAGUAGUUAUCAAUAAAAUUAAAGUUAUAACCAAAAAUACUUUCCUUUAAAGAUAAUUUACUUUUCAUAAGGCAGUUAAAUCAAGUCAAAGAUUAUAAUCUACCUUAUUUUAUGUACUUGAUUAUUUUCUCCUACUGAUAGCUAGUGUGUAUCAAAAACUCACAUACGCACUAAGUAUGUGGCAGGGUACUCUUUUCAGUACAUUGAGUUUUCUUUUUUUAAGGCGAUCAGUUUCUCACAAGAUAAAGUAUCAUCAGUUAUACUUUUUUUUAUUUAUUUAUUUAUUUAUUUGUUCGUUUGUUUCGUUUAUACAUGCACUGGGUACAGUCAGAAGCACAGGAGGGUGAGAGAAUUCACCAGAGCCAGAGCGGGGAGCAGAGCAGGCAGAAGGACCGAAGUACACUGGUGAGGGGAGCAGCGGGCGGCAGGAGAGGUCU
Molecule: messenger RNA, 4974 nt
Organism: Talpa occidentalis (Iberian mole)
Lineage: Eukaryota; Metazoa; Chordata; Mammalia; Eulipotyphla; Talpidae
Gene: STARD4
Product: StAR related lipid transfer domain containing 4
Exons: 6
Coding region: 906-1532 (208 amino acids)
Biological process (GO): cholesterol transport involved in cholesterol storage; intracellular cholesterol transport; cholesterol import
Cellular component (GO): endoplasmic reticulum; cytosol
Molecular function (GO): cholesterol transfer activity; cholesterol binding
Source: RefSeq, a predicted model, not a curated record